AUGGAUGAGCGUAAGAGAUCCAUCCAGCCCGACUCGGACGACAUCUAUCCUAGCAAGCGCCACCAGCCCAGUCAGAAUGCCCCUCAGAUGAGGAUGGACUCGGAGAAGGAAAAAGAUGUCGAGUCCUUCCAGAAAGAUGCCAUUCUCCGUCAAAUGAAAGAGUACAAGCGCGAGAAAGCCCUCUACGAGUCUCAAGUCCAAGACCUCUCCAAGCGCUCCCAGCACCAUGACGAUCAUCUGCGCAUCGUCGAUGCAUGGUUCACACAGUUACUCGACGAGAUCAGAAUCCUAGUUGGCGACCUCGUCUCGGACCAGGAACCUGAAGCGGGUGAACUUUUCCGCUCAUCUUUGCUGUUUGACGACAACACUCAAUUCGAUUCUCAUCUCAAGAACCGCUCCUCCAAAAUAAAGGCCGCUAUCAAGGAUGUCUUCGGCAGGUUGCCUGCCGCCGAACCGGAAGUCAGGAGUUUGCAGGAGAGACUGGCCGCUCUUCUGGCCAACGAAAAGGCUCAUCUGAUUGAAAGUCAAAGAAUCAUUGGUGAACGCGACCAGUUGUCAGAACGUCUGGAACAGGCCUCAUACCGCUACCUUCUCGCCGAAAAGAAACUUGACCGCGCAAAAAGCGCUCAGGUACAGAAACUCGAGCGUCAAGCCACCAUGGGCGGAAAUCUGGAAUCCAGCUCAUCAUCGGAAAAGAAGUCCGUGAAGAACGAAGCCGCAGAGACAAACGGCGAAGUCGACAGUGUCGUUCACGCUGCUGCGGAGACGGCUCGCAAAGAGGCUAUCGCUGCUUCCGAAAAGCGCAAACUCCAAACUGAGCAACUCGAGGCAGAGAAUAAGCAAUUGACCGAGGAAUUGACAUCCGCCAAAAUCCGACUUACCUCACUAUCUGAUGAGGACUACGCCAAAUCCGACCUCUACAAACUCUUGAAGUCCCAACAUGAAGAUGUGAUCAAGCGUGUGAAUGAUCUCGAAGCCACAAAUCUACAACUGCGUGAGGAAGCUCAGAAGUUGCAGGCUGAAAGGACAUCAUACCGAAACAACAUGGAAGAAGAAUCACAGACGAAUACAACUGACCUCGAAAGUCAGCUAGCACGCGCCGAAUCCGACCUUGCUCGUAUCCGCAAUGCAAGAGAUGAGUUGUCAGCUGAACUUUCCGUCCGAAAAGGCUCCCAGGAUCAGACUCAGCUUGCUUCCGACUCGAUCAAGGAACUGGCAGCGGCUCGCGAAACUCGUAUCACCGCUCUGGAAUCCGAAGUCGAGCGUCUCAAGCUGCAGAUUGGAGAAAGCACCGCAACAUCUACCAACGAGGCCGUCGACACAAUGCCAAUUGACGAGCUUAGGUCGCAGCUCAAGACGCUCGAGAACAGACAUCUGCUGCUUAACAAUGAGUUGCCCUCUAUGGAAGCGGCAUGGAAAAAGGCCAAGGGCCUGGCAGAGAGAAAGGUGUCCGAGAUCACCGAAUGGGAAGAACAGCGCACACGCAUCCACGCCGAGAAAGCCAAGGCCGAUCAGAAGUACUUCGCAGCAAUGAAGGCAAAGGACGCACGCGAAAACGAGCUCCGAACUCUGAAAGCGCAGAAUGCAAAGAGCUCCGAAAUCGUGACGCAACUGAAGGACGCAGAGAACAACAGCAGAUCACUGAUUAUCAAUCUGGAGAAGCAGAUUUCCGAGUCCAAGGAGUCAUUAACAUCCAUAUCCCAACAGAACAGAACAAUGCAACAGAAGCUCAGCGAGGGAAACUUGACUCUCGAGAAGCUUCGCACACAAAUCACCGACAUGAAGAAGUUGGUCGUCUCAAAGGAAGCUGCAUCUUCAGCAGCUGCAUCAGCAAAGAGACAAGCCGAGGUUGAGUUGGAAGAGGUCAAGGUCCGCUUGGAAGACACCAAGAAGUCUCUCGAUGCCAUGAAGAGAAAGGGGCCUGGACGGGAGUCUGAAUCAGACGAUUGGCGUAAAAUCGCCAUCUGUCCUGUUUGCAACUCGAAUCUGCGCAACACUGUUCUCAAACUAUGCAGCCACACUUUCUGUCAAGGUUGUGUACAGAAUCUCAUCGCCAACCGAUCCAGAAAGUGCCCAUCAUGUGGCAAAGCAUUCGGACAUGCGGACCACAUGCCUAUCGUACUGGCAUGA
Messenger RNA from Aureobasidium subglaciale EXF-2481, 2130 nucleotides. RefSeq lists its product as uncharacterized. The transcript is spliced from 4 exons. The record is from RefSeq and is a predicted model, not a curated record. NCBI's taxonomy places the organism in Eukaryota, Fungi, Ascomycota, Dothideomycetes, Dothideales, Saccotheciaceae. Gene Ontology annotation, molecular function: metal ion binding; ubiquitin protein ligase activity. Bases 1 to 2130 code for a protein of 709 amino acids. Gene Ontology annotation, cellular component: nucleus; HULC complex.